Messenger RNA from Coccomyxa subellipsoidea C-169, 2169 nucleotides. RefSeq lists its product as hypothetical. The transcript has 6 exons. The coding region runs from base 1 to 2169 and encodes 722 amino acids. NCBI's taxonomy places the organism in Eukaryota, Viridiplantae, Chlorophyta, Trebouxiophyceae, Coccomyxaceae. The record is from RefSeq and is a predicted model, not a curated record.
AUGCUGUAUCGGUACAUCCAGCUGAGCGGUGGGCAGCUGACGGAGGGCUGGCGGAGCACAGGAUACUACUACUACUCCGACAAGUCUCCGAAAUACUACCUGUGCUUCCCCCCUGAGGCAGACUCAGACCAGGAGUCUGAAGACAAUGGCGAACGGCCGAGCGACUGCCUCCCAGAGGAUCAAGUCCCUGACUACCCCGGCAAGCGCCCUCUUACUAACCCACCCAAGCGCAUGCGAAACCUGACUCAGAUGGCCAGGGAGCUCCCCUGCAAGAAAUUGUGCACUGCGAAGAAUGGUGUGACAGAGAAUGCUGACGCCAGCAUGCAUGACGCUCUCGGUGAGCAAGCAGCUGCAGAGCAGGCAGCGGCAGCAGCAGAAGAUGGGAAUGAGAUUGCUGCAAUGGAUCCAGGGGCUGCAGGGGAGCGUGAGAUGCAAGAGCAGCUGGGCAGUGGGGUUCCUAUGGGGGAUGAAGAGGAUGAUUUAGUGGAGACCUUUGACAUGACCAUGCAGCAGCCAGAGCAGCAGAAGAUGCCAGAAAUGGACAUGCAGGGGGCUGAUGAAAAGGGUGAGGAAGCGGGGGACAGCGGGUUGGUGUACGGGUGUGGGCUGGCGAGCAUGUUGGAAGAUGAGGUCAACAGUACAAGCCUGGACAACCUGCCCCUGGCAGCGAGGGUGGCUGCUCUGCGGCAGAAUACGGGUAAACCAGAACAGCUUCUGCUAUGUGGCUCUCAGGGCGCCAGCAAGGCGGAGGUGACAGAUCUAAUCGCCGAGCUGUUUGGAAGUGACGACGAGGCUGCGCGCACCGAGAGGGGGGGAUCGCCACAGGAGACCGGGGCGGCCACGCGGCAUGUGCCGCCAUGUGAUGCCAUGUGCCGCCCAGACCGCCAGCUGUCAGGGCAGUCAAUGGAAACAAACAACAUUGGCAAUGAAGCCGCAGUCACUCAGAAGACAGCCAUGCCAGAGGAGCCAUUGCGGACAGAGAAGAGCCCGACAUGUGGCAUUCUCAAGCAGCGAAGGACAUCAGAUGAGACAAGCGGGGAAGCAGGGAUGCAUGCGGCAAGGGGUCAGCUUGAGGGCGCAAAGACUGCUCACAAGGGAAAGCCAUUGCAGGCAAAGGAAGCUCAAACACACAUCAGGAAGCGCAAGGCAGCAGCUGAGCCAAGCAAGGGAGCACAGAUGCGGGCAGAAAUGCAUGUAGCACAGGGUCAGCCUGUGGCGGCCAUGGCUUGCCAUGGAAAGCCACUGCAGACUGAGAAGACCCCAUCAGAUGGCACGCAGCUCAAGACAGCAGAUGGGACAAACAGGGAAGCAGAACGUCAGGCAGCAAGGCGGGCAGAGAAAGCUCAGUUAAAUGCCAGGAUGCACAAGACAGCAGAGGGCGGAGGUGGCGAGGAAGAGAUGCAUGCAGGGAGGGGCCAGCAUGCAGUUGCAAAAACAGCUGACAAGGGGAAGGCAGGGCAUGACAGGGACGACAGCAGGAGCAAGGGUGACAGUGGCAUCAGCGCAGUUGUGCAGCAGAUCGCUGACGAGGCAGCUGCCAUGGAGCUGCACGCAGCUGCCGGCAUGGACACCUGCAAUUCUGAGAAGCUGCCACGCAAGUUUUUCGGGGCGCAAGGUGGAAGCAAGGCCAGGCUGGCCUUAGCAGGUGAAUGUUCCAGGAAAGAAGCCCCAGUCAGCAAGGGUCUGGCCUCAGUUGCGGCAAUUGACAGGAAGAAAGCUCCGAGCAACAAGUGCCUAGCUCCAGCUGCAGCAAUUGACAAAGAGAAAGCUCCAAGCAGCACGGGCCUUGCCUCAUCUGCAGCAAUUGACAGCCAGAAAUUUCCAGGCAACAAGAGCCUUGCCUCGGCUGCAGCUGUUGACAGGAAGAAAGCUCCAGUCUACAAGGGCCUAGCUCCAGCUGCAGAAAGUGCAAGGAAGGAGGCUCCGAACAAAAAGGGCCGCGCCUCAGCAGCAGGGAAUUCAAGGGAGGCAGCAACGGGCCGUGAGGGGCUGAGCGAUGAGGUGAUCGAUUACAUAAGGGAGCUGCAGGCCAACAACCACCACCUGAGGGCGGAGAAGGCACAGCUUCUGCGCAAAUGUGAUGCAAUCAAGCAGAUUCUUGAGAGGUGGAAUGGUCAUUUCGCUGAGCUGGCAGCGCUGCUAUCCCCUGGAGCCAGCAGCGCCUGGUGA